Messenger RNA from Peromyscus eremicus (cactus mouse), 1790 nucleotides. RefSeq names its product hematopoietic SH2 domain containing (gene Hsh2d). NCBI's taxonomy places the organism in Eukaryota, Metazoa, Chordata, Mammalia, Rodentia, Cricetidae. Gene Ontology annotation, cellular component: cytoplasm. Bases 7 to 1029 code for a protein of 340 amino acids. The transcript is spliced from 5 exons. The record is from RefSeq and is a predicted model, not a curated record.
GAUGCCAUGGCAGAAGCCGGGAAGCUGCCCCCACCACUGCCCCCUCGGCUGGACUGGUUUGUGCACACCCAAGUGGACCCACUGGUCCAAUACGGGAUCCCGGAGUGGUUCCACGGCACCAUCUCUCGAGAAGCUGCUGAGAACCUGCUGGAGUCACAACCUCUGGGGACCUUUCUCAUCCGAGUCAGCCACAGCCAUGUGGGCUACACCCUUUCCUACAAAGCCCAGACCUGCUGCCGUCACUUCAUGGUGAAGCUCUCGGACCACGGGACUUUCAUCCUUGCUGGGGACCACGUAACCCACGCCUCUCUGGACGCCCUGGUCACUUUCCACCAGCAGAAACCCAUUCGGCCAUACGGGGAGCUGCUGACGCAAGCCUGCGGGCAGAAGGAUCCAGCAAACGUGGACUACGAAGAUCUCUUCCUGUACUCGAAUGCCCUCGCUCAGGAUGCUGAAAGCCGAGGUGGUGGCCCCACAGAUGUUCAGAGGCCUUCUUCCUGCCCUCCUGAAGAGUUCCAGGCUCCUAAAAGGAAGCUUUCUGCAGCAACUGAUGGAAAGCUUGCAUCAGCCCCCUGCUCCCCAAAAGCACUUUUUGGGGAGGCGGGACAGAGACUGUGGAAGAGCCUGAGGACGCUGCCAGACACCAGCCGGAGGGUAAAACAGAGACUCACUUCACACCUGUCGGCCACGAACCUGCUCGGGGACAUCAGGCGUGAGGCGCAGCAUCGCAGCCCUAUGACUCGAGCAUCCAGCUGGGACAGCUCUCGCCACUCCGCGGACCCCUGUGCAGCCACCUCUCUCCAAAACCCCUCAGAGUCCCCGGCCUGGAGAGGCGGAGAAGCCACCUUCACAGCCUCUAGGCCUGCCAGCUGGAGGGAGGCGGUCUCAGGGGUCAAGGCCUGGCGUGGCAAGGUGGUGAGGGCCCUGUCGGUCCAGGCAACCAAGCCAGAACCUGUAGACUUGCCAGAAGCCCAGGACUGGCUACCUGAGGAAUACCUCCCACCACCACCUUUCGCCCCUGGGUACUGACAGCGCCCCCUCUAUCUUGGGCACCGGCCUCUUCUUUCCAGUCCCCACCCCUGUCCUCACAACCAGAGAGCUGUGUUAAAGAGGUUACGGGGCUGAAUUCUGCAGUUGCCAGCAGAGGGACCUGAUUAUUCUAAUAAUAAUAGAAGUACCUCUUUAGGGACUCGGGUGAGAUGGCCCAGCGGUAAGAGGGUAAAGGCGUUUGCAGGCAAGCGUGACUACCUGAGUUCGAUCCCCGGUACUCACAUGAUGGAGGGUGAGUCCCGACUCCUGACAGUUGCCCUCCGACCUCCACAUACAUGUUUUGAUAUACACACGUAGUAAAUAUAACUUUAAAAAUAAUUACCGCAGUGACUUGGUGGGCAGAGCACAUGCCAGGCCUGUGUCCCAACCUCUCUGACCGUGGGUUAGCCAUCUGUAUCCAUGGGCUCCACAUUUCACAUUCAGCCACAUUAGCCUACUUAGUGAAUUCCAGACCAGUGUUAAAAAAAAAAAAAAAAAUCAGAGCAGGCCAGAUGACUCCAGUAAGGCACUUGCAGCUAAGCCUGAGGAUCUGGGUUUGAGCCCCAGGACCCAUGGUGGAAGGAGAUCCGAUUCCUAUAAGCUGUCCUCUGACCUCCACACAUGUGCCCCUGUCCAUGCCAACAAAUAAAAAAAUUGAAAGCCAACGUGGACAGCCUUUGAGGAACAACAGCCAAAAUUGUCCCCUGACAUCUGCCUGCACGAGAACACACAUGAGCACAUGCACUCCCCCCCCCCAAAAA